GAACGGCUGUUGAACGACAGGCUAGCUUCGGCGAGUGGUUGGAAAGAGAAGCUCGCGGCUAUACAAUUCCGUCAGGGUUGUAUCGAUCAAUUUGGUCUUAAGUAUUUCGCCUCAGUGGUGGGAUGGCCUGUAAUAGCUCUACCAUUCAUCACUGAAGGGGCUCCGAAAGAUGGGAAGGAUCAGCUUAGACGACUUACCCAGUAUAGAGUCGCUGACAAUCUGAUCCAGACUUCAAGUGCAUCACUAUGUGACCUCAUACUUACGUAUAAGAAAGUCCAAACCCUAGCUGGGUACACGGCUAGGGUGUCGGAGUUGGUUGAAGCAUUGAACCGAUCAGACGAGCAGCACACAAGGCGGAUGCGAACGUCCUCUCCAGAGAAGACACAUGAGGAGUCUCAGGAAGAUGCUAUGCCUAACGCCGCCCUCUUAGCGGCGAAUGAUCUGACCAUCACCACGCCAGAUAAAUCCCGUACACUACUCGAUGGUUUUAACUUUGUGGCCAAGCCAGGAGACCGCGUGCUUAUAACCGGGCCUAAUGGUGCUGGGAAGACCUCCCUAUUCCGUGUCCUAGCAGGUCUAUGGCCAGCAUCGGCCGGAGGUAUUAGAAUUAAUAAGACCUUGAGCUCCGGGGCCCUACAAGAGGGAGAGUUAGGCGAUGUAAGGCCCACCCUGCAGCUCUCUGUGAAGCUCUAG
This is a messenger RNA of Perkinsus marinus ATCC 50983, 693 nucleotides long. RefSeq lists its product as hypothetical. The annotation marks the transcript as partial. NCBI's taxonomy places the organism in Eukaryota, Perkinsozoa, Perkinsida, Perkinsidae. Gene Ontology annotation, cellular component: peroxisomal membrane. The record is from RefSeq and is a predicted model, not a curated record. Gene Ontology annotation, molecular function: long-chain fatty acid transmembrane transporter activity; ATP binding; ATP hydrolysis activity. The transcript has 6 exons. Gene Ontology annotation, biological process: fatty acid beta-oxidation; very long-chain fatty acid catabolic process; long-chain fatty acid import into peroxisome.